UACGUGGGAUGUGGCUAAUGAUAUGACUAGUGCCAUUUUAUUGUGAGAGUGUUUGAUAUAAGUAUAGACGCCAUUAAAGCAUUCGAAGUAAAUUUGUAUUUAUUUACGAAUUAGAUUGUUUAUUUGUUAGUUUUCGGUUGUUUAUUAAAAAGGCUGUUUGAAAGUGCCGUCGUGUUUUGGCUGUUUUUAAUUUUAUACAUCUGAAGCGUCGAAUUUUUAAUUGUUCAUCAUGGAUAUGAGCUCUCGUGUUUUCGUCGGCGGUUUAACGUACCGCGUUCGAGAACGAGACUUAGAAAAGUUUUUUCGUAAAUAUGGUAGAAUAAAGGAGAUUGCAAUUAAAAAUGGUUUUGCUUUCGUGGAGUUUGAUGACUACAGAGAUGCUGAAGAUGCGGUUUAUGAAUUAAACGGUCGUGAACUAUUGGGUGAAAGAGUAUCCGUUGAACGUGCUCGUGGAACACCCAGAGGUAGUGAUCGCUGGCGUGGGGGUGGUGGCGGAGGCGGUGGUGGUCGGUCAUAUGAUCCACCACCAAGAAUGCGUAGUCGUGAAAGGAUGGAUUCAAGAUAUGGUCCACCAACUCGAACUGAAUACAGAGUGAUUGUAGAAAAUUUAUCAAGCAGGGUCAGUUGGCAGGAUCUUAAGGACUACAUGCGUCAAGCUGGAGAAGUUACAUAUGCAGAUGCGCAUAAACGCAAGAAUGAAGGACUUGUUGAAUUCGCUACAUACUCGGACAUGAAAAAAGCAAUUGAUAAAUUGGACAACACCGAAAUAAAUGGACGUAGAAUUCGUGUAAUCGAAGAUAAGUUCUCUGGUGGACGUCGUUCACGUUCUUCCGAUAGUCGAUCAAGAUCUCGAUCGCGUUCACAUCGUCGUUCACGAUCCAGAAGUCCUCAUUCUUCUAGCCGUAGCGGUUCUCGACGUAGUCGUUCAAAAUCACGUGAUCGUUCAAAGAGUAAGUCACGUUCACGAUCCCGCCCUCGUUCAGAAUCAAAACGUUCCAAGUCACGAUCAGUUUCAAAAGCUAAAGAAGAAUCCAAUGAUAGAUCUCAUUCAAGAUCACGUUCAGGCAGUCGAGAUCAUAGUAAAUCUCGAAGUCGGAGUCGAAGCCGAAGUCAUUCAGCCGACAAUGCUGAGGCUGACCGUAAUGGUGAUUAAACUUCAUCCUAAUAUGAAAAUGUUUUUUCAUUUUACAUAUUAAUGAUAUAAUAUUAAGUCUUAAAAAUUAUAUAAGUUUUUUAUUGCCACACACAAACCAAACUUUAUUUUAAAUU
This is a messenger RNA of Chrysoperla carnea, 1269 nucleotides long. It is a transcript of the gene B52, whose product is annotated as serine-arginine protein 55. Gene Ontology annotation, cellular component: nucleus; cytoplasm; ribonucleoprotein complex. The record is from RefSeq and is a predicted model, not a curated record. Gene Ontology annotation, molecular function: mRNA binding. Bases 230 to 1153 code for a protein of 307 amino acids. The transcript is spliced from 11 exons. Lineage: Eukaryota; Metazoa; Arthropoda; Insecta; Neuroptera; Chrysopidae. Gene Ontology annotation, biological process: alternative mRNA splicing, via spliceosome; mRNA splice site recognition.